Eublepharis macularius is the source of this 2017-nucleotide messenger RNA. RefSeq names its product acetyl-CoA acyltransferase 1 (gene ACAA1). The record is from RefSeq and is a predicted model, not a curated record. The transcript has 12 exons. Gene Ontology annotation, biological process: fatty acid beta-oxidation; phenylacetate catabolic process. Gene Ontology annotation, cellular component: peroxisome. Gene Ontology annotation, molecular function: acetyl-CoA C-acyltransferase activity. NCBI's taxonomy places the organism in Eukaryota, Metazoa, Chordata, Lepidosauria, Squamata, Eublepharidae. Bases 38 to 1306 code for a protein of 422 amino acids.
GCUACGCGCGGCGGCCCCGGGCCAGUCUGAGGCGAGGAUGCGGCGCAUGAAGGUGGUUCUGGGGCACUUGCAGGGCGGGGGGCCGCCCCGGCUCCUGGCCGCCCCCUGCCUGGCCCUCUCCGGCCGGGCCCACCCGGAGGACGUGGUGGUGGUCCAUGGGCGGAGGACCCCCAUCGGGAAGAGCAAGCGGGGGGGCCUCAAGGAUACUACACCUGAUGAACUUCUGGCUACAGUCAUGACAGCUGUCCUGAAAGAUCUCCAACUGAAGCCUGAGGAGCUGGGGGAUAUCUGUGUAGGAAAUGUCCUUCAACCUGGUGCUGGCGCAUUAACAGCAAGAAUUGGACAGUUUCUAAGUGGUAUUCCAGAGACUGUUCCAUUAUCUUGUGUCAAUAGGCAGUGUUCAUCUGGAUUGCAAGCUGUGAUCAAUAUAGCUGGAGGCAUCAGAAACGGGUCUUACGACAUUGGCUUGGCUUGUGGAGUAGAAAGCAUGUCUCUGCGCAGCGUCGGUAAUCCCGGGGACGUCAGCUCCCGUAUGAUGGAGAACAGCAAUGCCCGAGAUUGCCUGAUCCCAAUGGGAAUAACUUCAGAGAACGUGGCAGAAAGAUUUGGGGUCUCCAGGGAAAAGCAAGACGCUUUUGCUUUGGCUUCCCAGCAAAAGGCAGCCCGAGCCCAGCACAUGGGGUGGUUUAAAAACGAGAUUGUUCCCGUAACGACGACCAUCACUAACGACCAGGGCAAGGAGGAAACGAUCUCUGUGCUUCAGGACGAAGGGAUCCGACCAGGCACCACGCUGGAAGGGCUGGCCAAGCUGAAGCCCGCCUUCAAGGAGAACGGAACCACCACAGCUGGUAAUUCCAGCCAGGUGAGUGACGGCGCUGCCGCUGUUCUCCUGGCCAGACGCUCCAGAGCCUCCCAGCUGGGCCUCCCUGUCCUGGGGGUGUUGCGGUCCUAUGCCGUGGUUGGAGUCCCACCGGAUGUCAUGGGCAUAGGGCCAGCCUAUGCCAUUCCAGCAGCACUGGAAAAGGCUGGUUUGACUGUGAAGGAUAUUGAUAUCUUUGAAAUCAAUGAAGCCUUUGCUAGUCAGGCCUUGUAUUGCGUGGAGAAGCUGGGCAUCCCCCUGGAGAAGGUCAAUCCCCUAGGUGGCGCCAUUGCCCUGGGGCACCCUCUGGGUUGCACGGGAGCUCGGCAGGUGGUCACUCUCCUCAACGAGCUGAAGCGGAGAGGGAAGAGAGGGUAUGGUGUGGUCUCCAUGUGUAUUGGGACAGGCAUGGGAGCAGCAGCGGUGUUUGAGUACCCAGGCAACUGACCUCCCGGGGUCCUAACUCCUGGAAUCGUCCAGCAGCUAUGAAUGGUCUCAGCACACUGGCUUCAUGAAUCCGUCCAAUGAAAAGAUGCUCCAAGUUACAGCCUGCAGGUGGAGCGUAUCCCACAGCACCCUUCUUUCGCUCACUAUUGGUGAUUCACAGCCCUGCCUAUCAGGGUCCCUGCCUCCGCCCAAGGUGGUGAUAUCCCAGUUUCUACUUUGUUUCCUUGAAGAAUCUUACCCUGUGGUCCAUAAUCUCUUGGGCCUCCCUUAUCUUAAGAGGAACUGAUCUUUGGCACCAGUGCCUGAUUUCUGAAUAAGGAAUGUAGUGGUCCGGAGGGCUGUUCCGGUUUGCACAGGUAGAUCCGUGCAGGAAGCUAAUAAUAGUAAUAACAAUAAGAUACAUUAACUCGUAGGGAAAUCCCUCUCCGAGCAGCUUGUUGAAUAACAGGUACAGAUAGCUGCAGAACUACCGAGGAGGCGGGUGGAGGGUUUGCUUUGCUUAGGGAAGCACCAUCCAAUGUGGGGAGCAGGUCAACAAAUCAGAGUUGGAAAGGAGAUCCUAUUGUAGAUUAAGUCAGAGUUUGCUACAUUUAAAGCGUCCCGGACAAGAUGAGGGUCCAAACGCAGCUCCCGCUAGCUCUGAACUGAUUUGAAGACUUGUCAGCUAACUUUGUAUCGUUGGACUAAUUGAUUAAAUUUAAAUUAGUGCAA